UUUUUCUUUCCACUUCUCCCGUUGCCCAAAGUGCUCCCAUUUCGUCAGAUCGCGAAACCCUCGACGCAAUUUGCCGUUCCCGAUACGUUCCAUCUCGCAAUCCGUAGAUUUCCCUCCAGUUUCUCGUGUCCGAUCCUUCUUCCGAUCUCUCCUUCUGCUUCGGAGUUGGAUUCCCGUACGAGCCGAAUUAGGGUUUCUCAUCUCGAGCCUGUAUCGAGGAUCCCGCUGGUAGAGGGGCGCGCAGAGGUCGGAUCUGAAUCCCGUCCCGGUGUCCAGAGGAUAGACGGGAAAUUUGAAUAGGUGAUCAUGCUCUUCUCCAAGGAAGAAGUGAAUCACCUAUUUUUUAAAUAAUACCUUGGUUUCUUGCAAGCGAAGAUCACUUUAAGUUACAUGUUAUUUGUUGCUGAGACAAAGCUUGCAUAAGUUUAAUUGCUUGAAGCUGCUUCAAAUGAGAGUUUUAUGCAUUCAACAAGGAUACGAUUCCUAUGUCUUCCAAAAAAUUACAUAAAUCUUUUUUCUAUGGAUCCCCAUCACAACAGACAUUGAGCUGACGUUGGGAUAUCUUCAUUUGUAUAUUAAGUAUAUGACAUUACUAACAUGUGUUUGUGGUGGUUAACUGAUCAAGAGAAUAGCAAUGAAUCUCAGAGAGGAAGUAGACCAGCUUUUGGGCAAAACACGACCAGAAAUGCAUGCAGGAAUACAAUCUGGUGGAAGGUCACCUAAACCAAUUGAUAGUCUGACAAGCACUCAGCUGAAAACUGGCUCUGAUAGUGUACGAACUACUGGAUCAUCUCUCCAUUCUCACUCAAAGGGGAAGAGGAAGGAUAGAAUUGAUCAUGGUACAGAGCUCAUCAAGAGUGAGUGUUCCUCUAAACCAGACGAUGAUUCUUUUAGCUUUAAAACAGAGAAUAUGGCAAAGGCAGAGAUAGUCAAAAUUACAGAUAAAGGUGGACUUGUAAGCUCUGAAGGAGUGGAGAAAUUGGUGAAUCUCAUGCAUCUUGAUAAAACCGAGAAGACAAUGAAUGUAACUGUGCGAACACUAGUUGCUGAUGUUAUCACAGCUACUGAUCGGUAUGAUUGCCUUAUUAGGUUUGUUCAGCUUCGAGGCCUAUUGAUCUUGGAUGAAUGGCUUCAGGAGGUUCACAAAUCUAAGACCAGUGAUGGUGUUAGUCCCAAAGAAAGUGAUAAAACAAUUGAAGAGCUACUCUUGUCUCUUCUUCGCGCCCUUGCAAAAUUGCCAGUGAACCUUAAUGCUCUGCAGACUUGCAAUAUUGGUAAAUCUGUUAAUAAUUUACGGAGCCAUAAGAACCUUGAGAUACAGAAGAAAGCUAGGGGUCUUAUUGACACAUGGAAGAAACGGGUUGAUGCAGAAAUGACGAAGAUCAAUGAUGCAAAAUUUGUGACAUCAAACCAACCUGUUUGGCAAGUAAAACCGGGUUCUUCUGAUGCUUCCCAUGCAGGGAAUCGGCGCACUGCUGUAACUGAGGUGCCUACAAAGACUCAUGUUAGUCAGUUUUCAUCAUCUAAAACAACAUCUUUCAAGUCUGGCCAUUCAGAUGCUACUGUAAAGUCGUCUUCAUUGACACAAGGCUCCUUGAAAGUUGGAUCAGCUUUAGUAAUAUCUUCUGGUGUUGGCUUGAAGGACUCAUCUGGCAAAGCUGCUGCUAACACUGGGAGUACAGAUGUGCCAUCAGUUGCUGCAAAGGAGGAGAAGAGCAGUAGUUCUAGUCAAUCCCAGAACAAUAGCCAGACAUAUUCAAGUGAUCAUACUAAGACAGUGGGAAGUUCGCAGAAGGAACACGCAAGAAGUUCAAGUCCUGGUUCUGUAAAUUUUGCUAAGGCUGCUGGGAGUUCAUCUCAUCCUCGAAGAUCUGGCAAUGGGGUUUCUGGAACAACUAUAUCGGGGGCACAUAAAGAAAUUCAUCUAAGUAAAUCUGGUUCCCUUGGUAGGGCUAAAACACAGGAAAAAUCAUCACAAACAGGUAUAUUUUGUGAAAAGUCAAUUGAUAUGCCCAUAUCAGAGCAUGGAAAUAAGCAAAGGCUCAUUGUAAAGUUGCCUAGCCAUGUUCGAAGCCCUGAAAGAAGUGCAACUGGGGGUUCAAUUGAGGAUUCCACCGUGACAGGCAGUGGAGCAUCAUCUCCUUGUGUCUCAGACAAACAUGAGCAAGGUUAUCGUAAGGUGAAAUCAAGGAGCGAAACUCAUUGGUCUAAUAUUUCCAGAGAUUCCAAUAAAGAAUCACGGCAGAGCAAUGAUGCCAAUGAUCAGCCAGUUGGAUCUGGAGGUCUCAGAUCACCUGGUGCCGACGAAUCACACCUCAAGAGUGCCAAGGAAACUGGUAAGGAUGUAGAGUCUGCAAAAGCUUUGUGUUCAUCAUCUGGAAAUGAAAAGGGAAUUUCCUCAGCUGAACCCAGGAUGAGAAGUUCUUUUCGUUCUAUAAAUGCCUUAAUUGAAAGUUGCAUUAGGUAUUCUGAACCUAGUACACCUAUAGCCACUGAAGAUGAUAAUGGGAUGAAUUUACUUGCUAGUGUGGCAGCUGGAGAAAUCUCCAAAUCUGACUUGAAUUCCCCUAAUGUCUCGCAUGGAACUUCACCUGCAUUGGAGGAUGUAUCAACAGAGGCCAAGUUGAAAUUGUCAAGUGAAGGGGGUGUUGUCCAUAGUCCAAAAUCAAUGUUAAGUGAUGGUGAUAUUGCACAGAGGCAUGUUUGCUAUAAUGGAGCUGUUGUCACAGAUGUCAGCAAGCAAGAUAAGGGUGCUGGUUCCAUCUUAAACAAGGAUGCUUCAUACUCCAAUGAGUCCAUCUUUCCUGGAAACAAUGAAACUACUGCCACAUUGCAGGAAAAUAAAUUGCUAGGUGGCCAAGGUGAACAAUCUCAUACUGCUGCAAAUUUCCAUAAAUCUGAAGACUCUUGCAUUAAUUCUGAGAAAAAGAAAGAAGAAGAAAGAGGUGGAAGAACUCUCUCUGAGUCUGAAUCUGCUGAUCCGGUGAAACACGAUACUGAAGGAACCUCUCAGCUGGAAGAAAAACUGACUACUGAUAGAGAAGUCAUAGAGCAGUUCACAGAUUGCAAACUCGAAGAAAGAAGCACAUCAACAGAUGAAAGCAAGCCUGUUGAUUGCACUCAUCCAAACAUAGAUAAAGAUGUGUGUCCAUCAGAAGUUGCUACCCGAGAUGGGCAUCGGCUUGCAUUAGCUGCUUCAGCCAGUGAAGAAUCAGAAAAGUUUGUUGUUGAGGAAUCUCAGUCAUGUACUGCACCUAAAGAGGUGGCUGAGGUUGCCACCUCAUAUGAACUGAAGCUACCUAUGCAACAAAGUAAAGUAACUAUUUCAUCAGAUAAGUCCAGAACUUCUAAGUCUGAUAAAAUGGAGAGCAGUGACUCAGAAUUAAAUGGCAAGCAUGAGAACAAUAGUUCUGUUCUGCCUAAACUUGAUGAAUCAGCAAGGCAAUCAACAAGCUCUACUGGCAUUGCGGGAGGUAAUGAUGAUUCGAAGAUGGAGGAAGCUCAAGAAAGUGCACCUGUGGGAUUAGCCAAUCAGGUAGAGCCAACAAGUUGCUUGACCCCAGAAAUCAAGCAUGGAUUAAAGCAUGAAGGCUCUUUGUCAUCCAGGGCUGUAGAGGAUGUUCAUGUGGAUUUUUCACCACCUACAGAGACUUCAUCUGCUGUCUUACCUGCAGCAGAUUCAGCUAAGCUUGACUUUGAUUUGAAUGAAGGCAUCAUUGGGGAUGAUGGACACCAAGUUGAGGCUGCUGUUUCAGUUGCAACAGUUAGUCCCUCUACCACGCAUGUGCCUAUUCCCUCUCCUUUUACAAUUCCCAUGUCAAAUGGUUUACCUGCUCAAAUAACAGUUGCUGCAGCUGCCAAGGGGCCUUUUCUGCCACCUGAAAACUUAAUGAAGAAUAAGGGUGAGGCCGGGUGGAAAGGCUCUGCUGCUACAAGUGCCUUUCGGCCUGCAGAACCACGAAAAGUUAUGAAAAUGGCACACAAUACUUCUGAGAUACCAUCAUCUAAUUCUUCUGGAAAGCAGUGCCAUACGCUACUUGAUUUUGAUCUGAAUGAACCUGAUGAAAGAGUUCUGGAAGACAUGGCCACUUGCAGCUCUUCCAAGUGUAGAGGCACUGAACUGGGGACAGAAAGCAAUCUCAAUAUACCUGCACGGAUUUUUGGGGGACUUAAUCUUGAUUUAAAUAGAAUUGAUGAAACAGAAAAUGGGCAGUCCUUCUCAAGCAUCUCCUGUCGACAGGAUGUUCCACUUUUGGCUGCAGCACCUGCAUUGACAGAAUUUCCUAAUAGGGAAACCAAUAUGUUGAGGGAUUUUGAUUUAAAUAAUGGACCAGGACUAGAUGAAAUUUCUGCUGAAUCUCUAACCAGGAGCCAAAAUAUGAAAACUGCUAGUAGCUUGCCGUUUCUUUUUCCAGUUAGUAACAUCAGAAUGAACACUAAUGAAUUAGGAAGUGUAUCAUCAUGGUUCCCCCCUGGUAGUUCUUACCCUGCUGUAGCUAUGCCAUCUUUCUUGUCCAACAGAGAGCAGCUUUACCCAAUUGUUGCAGCUCCUGGAGCCCAGAGAACUUUGGGGCCAGUGACACCUAGUGGCCCUUUUGGCAGUGAUGUUUACAGAGGUCCUGUCAUUUCAUCGUCUCUGCCAAUGGGAUUCACUCCUGCAGCAUUUCCUUAUCCUGGCUUCACCUAUGGUUAUAAUUUUCCACUUCCAGCAACUUCUUUUUCAGGUGGGUCAACAACCUAUGCUGAGUCUUCAUCCAGUAUUGCUUCAGGUUUUCAUGCCAUGCCUUCACCACUCGUUGGACCUGCUGGAACUGUUUUAUCCAAUUAUCGAAAGCCUCACUUGGCGAGUCUUCCAGAGGGCAGCAAUGGUAGUGAGUCUGACAAUCCUCGGAGAUGGAUCACACCAAGCCUCGACCUAAAUUCAGGCCCAGGGAAUAUAGAUGCAGAAGGCAAAGUUGAGAGAUCCAACUUAGCAUCAAGACAACUUUUAUCCGCCACAUCCCAGGGUUUUGCAGAAGAGCAGGUAGGUAUGCAUACAGUUCCUGCUGGAGGUUUGAAGAGGAAGGAACCUGAAGGAGGCUGGGAAACAGGCAGAUCUUCCUAUAAGCAACUGUCCUGGCGGUAACCAGAAUCGAAGAAGGAAAUCAUCUGUAGCUGUCCUAUGCGUUAGUUGAUUGGAACCCUUUGUAAUGGCUUCCACUGUUAAUACACGGCAAGCCCAGAGUUACGGACUCUUGUCAAGGAUGAUACAGGAAUCACACACACGGCUCACAAUCGCUCAUCAAUGACAUUAGACGGCCAUGGAGGACAGUGACAGCCUCAUCUGAUCUUUUGUUCUGCAAGGCUACCAGGGUCACUGCAUCUCAGGUUCCUGCAAUGUUAAGAUGUGUUCCAAACCUAACUCACGGAUAACCAAGUGUGCCAUUUUGCCAUUCCACCUUUUGUAUGUGCAAUUCCCCAAUUGCAUCAUCCAUUGCCAAUGUACUUUUGCAUGUUCAGUGAAGUUAUAUUCCAUGUUAACUUAGAUUAUGAUCAGUUUGCAACAGCUCUACUGGCUUGAGUCGUGAUGCUUUGCAGGUCCUUGCAUGAAAUAUCCUGUUCAAGUUUUGUCACAUGAAAUAUGAUUAAUCAGUUGCAGAGCUACCACCUAGUCUUGUUAUCUUCCAGACUUUUGCAACUUCUUGUUUCGUAUUGAAGAGGUCGGUCAACAUAUGUAAAUGAUUAUAUUAGGUUGAAAUUUGCCUCUUACUGUGAUGGUUAAUGCAUUCGAUUAUGCUUUGUUAGCCUGUAUUAGCCUUGUAAUGUUUCGAUUAAGUCUAUGUUAGCCUUGCAAGUGGAAUUUCUUGUUUGUGCUGGAA
Zingiber officinale is the source of this 5858-nucleotide messenger RNA. RefSeq lists its product as uncharacterized. The transcript is spliced from 4 exons. Lineage: Eukaryota; Viridiplantae; Streptophyta; Magnoliopsida; Zingiberales; Zingiberaceae. The coding region runs from base 635 to 5125 and encodes 1496 amino acids. The record is from RefSeq and is a predicted model, not a curated record. Gene Ontology annotation, cellular component: nucleus.